Alternaria arborescens is the source of this 291-nucleotide messenger RNA. RefSeq lists its product as hypothetical. The coding region runs from base 1 to 291 and encodes 96 amino acids. The record is from RefSeq and is a predicted model, not a curated record. Lineage: Eukaryota; Fungi; Ascomycota; Dothideomycetes; Pleosporales; Pleosporaceae. The transcript has a single exon.
AUGCCGUCUUACGACGCUACUCGUGAGACAAUGCGCGCUCGGUUCUUCAAGGAAAUGGGCGAGGCCACCUCCGAUGCAGAGCGCGGCCGGGCGAUCCAGUCUAUGGCCGAAGUAUCUCACCAAGCAGAGUGCAUUCGCUCCGUGCAGCAAGUCGUCCAUAGUCUCCCCAAUGUCUGCCAGACCGACCUAAAGAUUGCGUUGCAGGCUACUAAGAUAGAAGAACGCAUCCUCAUCCUAUACGCGGAUUCCAUGACCAACGCUAUUGAGAUCCAGGUCGUGAAGAAGGCCUAG